Molecule: messenger RNA, 966 nt
Organism: Daldinia childiae
Lineage: Eukaryota; Fungi; Ascomycota; Sordariomycetes; Xylariales; Hypoxylaceae
Product: Methyltransferase-like protein 7A
Exons: 2
Coding region: 1-966 (321 amino acids)
Source: RefSeq, a predicted model, not a curated record
AUGUCUCUCGCCAGGCGCACAAUAGACGCCUUCUUGGGUCUGCUCUUCCCCUGGAACUUCUUACUAGUGUCGGCGACGUGUCUGCCCAAGACCAUACUCAGGCUCCUGCGCGAGCGCAAGUUCGCCGAACUCCUAUCUCCCUCUAGAUUGAAGGAAGCUUGGUUCAGCGAUCUCUGGGGAGGCAUCGCUGGGCCGAAUAUCAGGCGUGAUGCCGCCGUGCGUAUCAUCCCGCUGUUGCAGGGUCGUGCUACUAAAGGGGCUGUCGUCGAUGAACAGGUUUCCCCUGGACUUGCUGGCACGGUCAUAGAGGUCGGCGCCGGCUCUGGGCUCUGGGUUGACAUGUACAGCGAGAUCGCCGAGGUGCGCGCCGGCUCUGGGCUCUGGGUUGACAUGUACAGCGAGAUCGCCGAGGUGCGCGCCGAACCCGACGGCGCGGCCAGGCGGCGGAAGGUCGGUAGCAGCGCUGCUGUCGAUGGGCCUAUCACACGCGUAUACGGCAUAGAGCCGAAUGUGAACCAACACCCGGCCCUACGACGAGCCAUCGCAAAGGCCGGGCUCGAAGACGUAUACCGGAUCGUGCCGGUAGGAAUCGAAGACCUAGACGACGCGACGAAAUGGGACGGAGUCGUAGAGAAGGGCAGCGUGGACUGCAUCGUGAGUAUCCUGUGCCUGUGCAGCAUCCCCGACCCGGAGAAGAAUAUCCGCGAGCUAUACCAGUACCUCAAGAAGGGAGGACGAUGGUAUAUAUACGAGCAUGUGCGGUGCAACAACAGCUGGUACAUGAAGGCGUAUCAACGCUUACUCAACGUAUUCUGGCCGCACUUCAUCGGCGGGUGUCUGCUCUGCCGACAGACGGAGAAGACGCUACGGGAGGCAGGGUCCUGGGAGAAGAUCGACGUCGCUCAGCCCGUGACCGAGCCGUGGUAUCAAGUCGUCCCACACAGAUUAGGGGUUUUUACGAAGUAA